Messenger RNA from Ctenocephalides felis (cat flea), 609 nucleotides. Its product is annotated as proteasome subunit beta type-2-like. Gene Ontology annotation, cellular component: proteasome core complex. Bases 1 to 609 code for a protein of 202 amino acids. The transcript is spliced from 4 exons. Lineage: Eukaryota; Metazoa; Arthropoda; Insecta; Siphonaptera; Pulicidae. The record is from RefSeq and is a predicted model, not a curated record.
AUGGGAGGUAUAAUCGCUGUGCAAUUUAAAGAUCACGUGAUGUUGUGCGCUGACGUUAAAAAUACAUCAGCAAGUGCAUUUGUUCUACCAGGAAGGGCAAACAUUUACGAGCUUGACAAACAUCUAUUACUGGCAGCGGAAGGCGAUCCAUCAGAUAUCGAACAACUGGUCAAUCAUAUUAAGCUGACUAUCAAUCUAUUUAGAAUAAAACACGGAUACAGCUUAAGUUUUAAAGGAAUAAUUAAUAUAGCAACUGAUGCAUUAUCGACUCCUGAACAUACAAAUCCUCUGUUUGCCGAUCCUAUAAUUGUUGGAUACGAUAAAGAUUUGGGGCCACAAGUAUACUUAUUAAACUUUAUGGGUUUAUCGUUGAAAACUAAAUACUGUUUUCAUGGAUGCGGAGAAAUGACGAUGCCUAUUGUAGAUCUACAUUAUAGGCCAAAUAUGACAAUCUCGGAAAGCUAUGAACUCAUUAGAAAAUGUGUUAGACAUAUUAUUAAUCGACACGCGUUAAGAUACCCAGAAUUUUGCGUAUAUCUAAUUAAUAAAGAUGGAUGGGCAAGUUUGCCAGAUAUAUCAAUGUAUUCGCUUUUUACUUCGAAAGAUUGA